AUGUUAAAGCUCUUUACGAUCCUCUCUCUCGUGGCCCUAGCGGCCGGAAAUCCGAUAGCGCAGACAUUCAAUGAACUAGUUCAGAGAAUGGAUGGCCGUAUCGUGGGCGGUGAAGAAACAACCAUCUACGUGGCACCGUAUCAAGUGAGCUUGCAAGUAUCCGGCUAUCAUAUUUGCGGGGGUAGCAUAAUCGCCUCGAACUGGGUGGUAACCGCUGGACAUUGCGCCACGUACUCGGCCAAGUCCUACAAAAUACGUACAGGCUCGACCAACGUCUACUCCGGCGGCGCGGUGCACCGGGUUGAACAAGUGAUCAGGCACAAAGAUUAUAAGAGCAACAGCAACGGUAUCCCUGUCAACGACAUCGCACUAUUCCGUAUAGCGAAAUCCGACGCGUUCAAGUUCAACGACGCCCGGAAACCGGUACCACUGUACCAGGGAAAUUCCAACUCUCUCGUGAACAAAAACGCAUUGAUCACGGGCUGGGGAAAAACCGAGACGGAAACACCAGUGACACUUCACAAGGUUUCGGUUCCUAUAAUCGCGACAAAGAAAUGCAGCAAAGCAUACGAAGAGGUCGGUGGAGUUCCCAAGGGAGAAAUUUGCGCUGGCUUGGCGGAGGGAGGCAAGGACUCGUGCCAAGGAGACUCUGGUGGCCCCCUGGUCAUCAAUGGCGAACUGGUCGGAAUCGUCUCCUGGGGAAUGGGAUGCGGAACUGCUAACUAUCCAGGUGUCUACACCGACGUCUCUUAUUACCGUCAAUGGAUCAAGCAAAACAGCGGAGUCUAA
Molecule: messenger RNA, 789 nt
Organism: Eufriesea mexicana
Lineage: Eukaryota; Metazoa; Arthropoda; Insecta; Hymenoptera; Apidae
Product: trypsin-1
Exons: 2
Coding region: 1-789 (262 amino acids)
Biological process (GO): proteolysis
Molecular function (GO): serine-type endopeptidase activity
Source: RefSeq, a predicted model, not a curated record